Messenger RNA from Pyricularia pennisetigena, 1239 nucleotides. RefSeq lists its product as uncharacterized. Gene Ontology annotation, cellular component: mitochondrial inner membrane. The record is from RefSeq and is a predicted model, not a curated record. Gene Ontology annotation, molecular function: 4-hydroxybenzoate polyprenyltransferase activity. The transcript has a single exon. Lineage: Eukaryota; Fungi; Ascomycota; Sordariomycetes; Magnaporthales; Pyriculariaceae. Bases 1 to 1239 code for a protein of 412 amino acids. Gene Ontology annotation, biological process: ubiquinone biosynthetic process.
AUGGCAUCAAAUAUUGUGUCCAGACAGCUCCGGGUGGCUUCCUGCCCCUUGGCAACCAUCAACGUAACUGCGCGGAUGGUACCAAGGCGGGUCUCAUGGCAAUCUGUAUUAUCGAUACCGAGUACACCUGCUUAUGGCCAUCAAAGGCUGCCAUAUCAUGCCACAAACCGGGCUCUCGCUCAGAAACAGUUAUCGCUGUUUGACAACAACAUCAAGCCGUCAGGAGAACAGCGGGCGUUCCCAUCUCCUCACCCAACCGCUGUCUACACCCCUCCCAAGUCCCUCUCCUUCCUUCCCAAGUCCUGGAUCCCCUAUGCCGAGCUGAUGCGCCUCGACAAGCCGAUUGGCACCUACUACCUCUUCUUCCCUUGUCUCUUCUCCACCCUGAUGGCCGCGCCCCUUGCCACGCCUAUGGCAACGCCGGCAUCCGUCCUAGGCACCACGGCCCUCUUCUUCACUGGCGCCCUCAUCAUGCGCGGUGCCGGCUGCACCAUCAACGACCUCUGGGACCGCAACCUGGACCCGCACGUCGAGCGCACGCGCCUGCGGCCCAUCGCCCGCGGCGCCGUCACCCCCUUUAAGGCGGUGGCCUUCACCGGCGCGCAGCUGCUGACGGGCCUGGCUGUGCUGCUGCAGUUCCCUGUGUCAUGCCUAUUCUAUGGUGUCCCUAGUCUGGUGCUCGUCACACUCUACCCGCUUGCCAAGCGCGUCACAUACUACCCGCAAGCCGUGCUCGGUCUGACCUUUUCCUGGGGUGCCAUCAUGGGCUUCCCGGCCCUGGGUGUUGACCUGCUCGCCAACGAGUGGGCCCUGGCCUCGGCCGCCCUGCUGUACUCGUCCAACAUCGCCUGGACCGUCCUGUACGACAUGAUCUACGCCCACAUGGAUGCCAAGGACGACGUCAAGGCCGGCAUCAAGAGUAUCGCGCUCAAGCAUUUCCACGAGACCAAGGAGGUUCUGGCCGGGCUGGCUGCUGCCCACACCAUCCUGCUGACGUGCGCCGGAAUGGCCGCCGACGCGGGCCCUGCCUUUUUCAUUCUCGGCUGCGGAGGUGGUUACCUCACACUGACAACCAUGAUUAAGAGGGUGAAUCUUAAAAACCCCAAGGAUUGUUGGCAUUGGUUCAUCCGAGGUUGCGGCUGGACUGGCGGUGCUAUCACGUUCGGUCUGUUUGUUGAUUACUGUUUGAGGUAUCGAGAGGAGCAAACGCUCAGAGAAGGGCAAGCUGCGGCGAAAUAA